GCCGGUGUGUCCGGUCCCAGCCCCUCUGCAUCCAGCUGAUGCGUCGCUCCGCAGCAGAGGCGCGCCAGACCCACUAUGGCUUUAGCCGCAAGCAGGACGCUCUUGGCACUAUUCGUUACGUUUUGCGCACCGGGAUGCGGAUGGACAGCAGAGAAGCCCCUGCGGCCACACAAUGGGAAACAGACCUCCGUGGACAAGGGCCUGCGGGAGAGCUGGGAGCCCUCUAUCCACCUCGACGGAAGACCCGUGGACCGCUUCGUGAUCAGCUCCAGCAAACCCACGAGGUCUCACCGCUUCACUAAAGCGGGCAAGGACAUUCGCUCUCAUCUACUGGAGGAUGUAGACCCUGAAUGGGUUAACCUGGAUGGCUUUGCUGUGCUGGGCGGUGCACCUGUCAGCAACUCAUCAGCAGCAACAGGUCCAGUCAGGUUUUCACAAACUGCAGGCAGAAAUCAGCCGUCUGUAAAGCGAGCCGCCAGGGUGAACAGGACGGCUCGCCCGUCCGGCGUAUCUAAUACCCGGACACACAGGAGGGCACCUCAGUCCUCAUCGGGUCCCAGGCAGCCUGAGGGAGCGUCGGUCGGGACCCCCCUGCUGGCACGGAGACAUCAACACCACACCAAGCCUCAAUCAGACCAGAGGAACCGCAAACUAACAUCUGAGUCCGUUCAUGUGGUGUCACUGCAGGCACAGAAACCCCCUGGCCAGAGUGCAUACGGCAAAAGAGGAGUCGCAACCAAAACAACCACACCAGAGCCACCGGAGUACGAGGCUCGGGACAUAAGUGUCAGGGUCAUGUCUCCUCAGUCCGUCCUCAUCACCUGGCUUGACCCUGCAGUCGAGAUGGGGAAGGUCACCAACGAGGCAUCCAGAUCCUACACAGUCAGGUACAGGGAGAAGGGUGAGUCAGCACGCUGGGAGUACAAGGACAGCACCCAGAGGAGAAUGAUGAUAGAGACGCUGUCUGCAGAUGGCAUGUACGAGUUCUCGGUCAGAAUCUCCCAGGGAGAAAAUCAUAGCAAGUGGAGCGUCUCUGUCUUUCAGAGGACCCCUGAGUCAGCACCAUCUGGACCACCAGAGAACUUUGAAGUCAAGCCACUACGAGGGAAAGGAACUGCUGUCAUAGCAACAUGGGAUCCACCUGAGGAACCCAAUGGCAGGAUAAGAGAGUACAUCCUGUCUUAUGCUCCUGCGAUGAAGCCGUUUGGAAUGAAAAGUUUAACGUACCGUGGCAGCAGCACCACAGCCACGGUAGAUGGCCUCACACCGGGAGAUCGGUACAUCUUCAAGAUUAGAGCCACCAACAGGAGAGGACAGGGACCACAGAGCAAGGUCUUCAGUGUUGCUAUGCCAGGAUCCAGCAGCACUGCCUCAGCAUUUUCAAAAACCAAGGACACCCAGAGGACUAGCCACACUCCUUCCAAACAGGACUCUGACCAUGACAAAUCAGACCUCUCGGCAACAGAGGAACCAGAGGAGCCAAUCACAACCCCUCAGCCACGCCCUGCUGCACCUGUUAACAGGCGUCAACGCCCGCUUUCCCAGACACGCUCCUAUCACAGCAUCUUCUCCUCUGUAAGGGGUUCGGCCAGGAACAGAGGCAGGGUUCAAGAUCGGGAAGAUGAAGAGGAAGUAGAAGAGAAAAUUCCCACAACACCACCUCCAGUAGAAGAGACAACAACCAUGGAGGUUGUACCAGAGACAAAAGAGCCAGACAAUGAUGUUUCCCCUAAAUCUGAGGAUGAAGUGGGAUAUGAUGACGAGCCUCUGACUACUGAGACCCCCAGCCUCAAAGUUUUCAUACCCUCACCAACUAAACCAGCUUCUGCGCGCCCCAAACCACUACCCAGAAAGCCAAUUAAGAUAAGGGUCCACAGCAAAGCAGUAUCCAAGACAGCUUCCUCCUCCUCUUCUGAUGCUUCCUCAAAUUCGUUUCCCUCUACUUCCUCUUUAUCCACCUCAUCCUCGCCUUCUUCCACCUCAUCAUCAUCUUCCUCGCAUAUUCAUGAGUCAGCAGCCAGUAGAAAGGACUAUAUAGCUUCUACUUACCCAGAGACUAAAGACAGCUUGGAUAAGGCUGCAGUAACAUACAGCAAACCUUCCAUUCCAGUCGUAAAAGAGGACAGUUCACAGCAGUCAGAGGCUGCAGCUGUAGGUAGAGGUUCGACCUCAGGAGGGCGCCUCAGCGGCUCUGGUUUUGGGUCUAGAUAUGGUUACAGCCGAAGACAUCCUGGAAUUGCGUUCAGAGGGAAUUCAACCCGAAUGCUGAAUGGUUACAAACCUGCCAUCACUUCACAGUCUAAUUUACCAAGUAGAACUCAAAGCCAAGCAACAUCAGACACACGUGCUUCAUCACAAUCCACUGUACCAGAAAGGACUCAUAACCAUGAAACAUUACAUACUCUCAAUCCUACAGCAUCAAAGGCAACUUCAGGAAGGGCUUCCAACAGUCAAGCAACAUCUGAUACAUACAAUUUUGACAAAUCGCAGACCAGGUCCCAGUCCGGGUCAAAUGGCUUUACAACGUCAAAUAGACAGAGCUUGAGCACUCAUACAUCCACUUCACAAAGCAGCUCGCAACUCCCAUCCACUGCAGCCACUUCAGGCUCCUCUCAGUCAACGACUUCACACACAUCACCUGAGCGAGAUACAACAUACAGUGAUGGGAAUGAUGACAGUGAAAAUAAAAACACAGAUACAGAAGUAACCAAAGUUGAGGUGCCUGCUUCAAGCUCUAACGCACAACCCACAGAGGAGGAGAACAUGGAGGCAGAGGGAAAGAAAGAGAGUAUUGAAAAAAAACCUAUAGUUUCUCGUACCAGAAUUAGCCCCUCAUUAGCCGAAAGAUUCCCUUGGCUAACUAGUCGUUAUCCAGGCAGAUUCCAUUCAGGGACAAGGACGUCCUCAUCCAGGCAGGAUGGUAGGACCCCCUGGACUAGGACUUCAUCUUCUGUAGGGGCUGGCAGACCAAUCUUGAGGGGGACACCCACCAGGGUUUCAGGGGCCACGGGUGCUGCUGGAGUGUCCACAAUACAGGAAACCAGUGAGGAUCUGAGGACUCCAUCCACUCAUGACUCACUAAAGAAUGUGGUUGGUGCGGGCUCAGUAAAGCCGUCUUCGACUGAUAAAAAUGUAGCAUCUAGUGACACUAUAAACCCAACUACCUCAUCCUCCUCGUCUUCAGCUUCCUCAUCUUCCUCCCAUCCCUCUUCAGGUGGAAACAGAGACUCAAUUGAGACUGUCCGUAAAGGAACAUCUAAUGACAAUGAUAACAGUCCCGAUAAGGACUUUGUCGACGAAGGAAGUAGAGAAGUUAGUGCGGGUAGUGAUAAAGUUACAGACUCCACAGUUGCCCAAAAGAAUCCUGCUAUUACAUCAGCUGACCCUCACAGAAACACAGAGGACAACGAGAGUGUGGAUACAAGGGAAACUUCUUCUAGGACCAGGACCGGUACAUCCUCUGGAGUCAUACCAACUCACCGUCGUCCUAGUGUAGGGGCUAAUGGGAGGGUACGCUCCCCUCUAUUGGCUAACAGGCAGUUUGGUGGGUCUAGGCUUCCCAUCAGAACACAACCAGCACAGAACUCACGGCUUGAUUCUUCAACAUCUGAAUCAUCCUCAUCCUCAUCUGAUUCUUCUUCUUCAUCCAACCUACCCCAACCAAUGACCCCAGAUCGUGAAGCUAGCACUGGCACUACUGUGGCAAAGCCUGGGGUUAUAAUUGGAGGAAACUCCGAGUCCACAUCCUCAUCAUCUUCAUUGUCUCCAAGAGAUAGCUUAAGGGGACAUGGGGGUAGGUCUCGGUAUCCUAUCACCAGAGGGAAACCAAUCAAUGGAGGAGUAAUAAAGCCUGCCAAUGGAAAUGGCAGAAAUGGACGACCCAACCUGACAGCAACAAACGAUAAAGAUUCCUCUGACUCUCAUGGAACCAAUAAGGCUGUUGGUCAAAGGUUUAUCACAGGUCCUGAUGGAAGCAAAUGGGUGGUAGACUUGGAGCUGGGGGUUCUUAUGAACCAGGAUGGACAAGUUCUCCAGGACUCCCAUGGCAAACCCAAGAGGGUAGUGCUUGGCGAGGAUGGACGGACAAUUUUUGACCACAUGGGCAGUCCCCUGCUAAACCAGGAAGGUAUGGCUCUGUUCGGCCACGGCAGGGAAAGCAGACCAGUGGUCAACCCCAAGGAGAAGAUGCUCAUGGUUGGAGGGAAACCUGUACUUGGCUUGGACCGACCUCGCCUCAGGCCCAAAACUACAACCACCACCACCAUGGCUCCUACCACCACCACACCUGAACCCACCACCGCUGAAUGGACCACAGAGGAAUCCACCACUGCACUGCCAUACCCAACCUGUCCACCGGGGACCUUCCCUAAAACAGAUGAAGAUGGGUAUCCACUGCUGGAUAUUGAAGGAAUAUUGGACUGUUUUCCAGAAGAGGAAUCCUCAGGAUUGGAAAUGGACUACAUGGUUACAGUGACCAUGGUGCCUGAUGCUUUAGCUCUUGAGAAAGAUGGGGUUUUAGUCCAGACCACCCUGCCGCCGCCGCCGCCGCCCACCACCACCAUUUCCAGCACCACAGUAGAGAUGUCGACUGCGGUGGUAUUCACAGGACCCAACAACAAAGGCCCUUCCUCUGAGUUUGACCUCAGUGGGAAGAAACGAUUCACAGCUCCCUACGUGACCUACAUCCAGAAGGACCCCGGUGCUCCUUGCUCCCUGACGGAGGCUCUGGAGUAUCUGCAGGUCGACGUCCUGGAAGACCUGAUGAAGCAGGACACCCCUGAGGCCAAUCAGAACCAGCCUCCCAAAAGAAAGCCGCAGAACUUCACCGUGGUCGCCAUGGAGGGCUGCCAUUCGUUCAUCAUUCUGGACUGGGGCCGCCCGCUGAAAGAUGAUAUGGUGUCAGGCUACAUGGUUCACAGUGCUUCGUAUGACGAUGUCCUCAGCAAUAGAUGGUCCUCCAGACCCUCCAGCGGGACGCACCUGGCCGUGGAGAACCUCAAACCCAACUCGAGGUACUACUUCAAAGUGCAGGCCAAGAAUGUGUUUGGUUUGGGACCAGUCAGCGAAACACUCACCUACGUCACCGAAUCAGACGAUCCUCUUCUCAUUGAAAGGCCACCUGGCGGAGAACCGAUCUGGAUCCCCUUCACGUUCAAAUACAACUCGGCCCACAGCAGCUGCAAGGGCAGCCAGUACGUCAAGCGGACAUGGUACAGGAAGUUUGUGGGCGUGGUUCUGUGUAACUCCCUGCGAUACAAGAUCUUCAUGGGAGACGGCCUGAGAGAGCCCUUUUACAGUGUAGGAGACACAUUUGGGCAGGGAGAGGACCACUGCCAGUUUGUGGACUCGUACAGGGACGGAAGGACAGGCCCGGCCUACCUCUCAAACAAUCUGCCCUCGGCACAAGGUUUUUAUCGAGCAUACCGACAGGAGCCGGUUACAUUCGGAGUUAUUGGCAGACGUACACCCCACCCGUUCGUGGGCUGGUACGAAUGUGGCGUGCCCAUCCCUGGGAAGUGGUAACACCGGAGGAGGAGGAGGAGGAGUAGAAGAAGACGAAGACGAUGCCUGUAAACACAGACUUUUGCGCCUGCCACAACAACAAGACACCACUACAAGUUUAUUACAGCUUCACAGAAAGAGAAUAUAGUACUUUUAAACAACUCAAUGUAUAUCGUUACAAUGCACUUUUUUUUAUAUAAAGCAGUAUGUAUAUUAUGAGGGGAAAAGAAGCAUGUGUGCUCUUGCUUAGUUUAACUUUUGUCUUAAAGUGUCCUUGUACUAUUCCCAACCAUCCCAGAGACAGGUCCUCCUCACCCAGUGUUAUUUAUCUCAUCAAUAAUGCACACAAGGUCAAACCAGUGACAUUGGACCAAAGCACAAGCUGCAAAGAAAGCGGAGGGAACGGGCACUUGAGGUGUGUAUAGGUCUGUUAAUUUUCAACCGUGAGAUUUAUCUUUCAUAAUGUAACAGCCUCUGACAGCUACUUUUUUGUCUGUUUGUUUGUGUGUUGUGUUCUUAAAUCAUCCUACAGUAUUUUUUACACCCUUUUGGUAUCCACCAGAAUUCAUUAAGAGUUACUGUGCAAGUUUUGUAUGUAUACAGACGACAAAUAAAAGACCAAAUAUUUGCUCAGGAACCUUGGGAGAUUGAAUAAAGGUGCUAAGGAAACCA
Molecule: messenger RNA, 6174 nt
Organism: Scophthalmus maximus (turbot)
Lineage: Eukaryota; Metazoa; Chordata; Actinopteri; Pleuronectiformes; Scophthalmidae
Gene: fndc1
Product: fibronectin type III domain containing 1
Exons: 22
Coding region: 76-5523 (1815 amino acids)
Molecular function (GO): protein binding
Source: RefSeq, a predicted model, not a curated record